Messenger RNA from Miscanthus lutarioriparius, 1383 nucleotides. The record is from the annotation of a GenBank genome assembly. NCBI's taxonomy places the organism in Eukaryota, Viridiplantae, Streptophyta, Magnoliopsida, Poales, Poaceae.
AUGGAGGCGCGGGCAGCGUCGGCGCCGGACCUUUCGCUGCACAUCAGCCUGCCGAGCAGCACCGCGUCGCCGUCGUCUCCCGCCCCAGGGCUGGGCGCCGGAUCAGGAGCUGGGCGUGGUGCGCAGCCGGCCGGAGGUGACCCGUGGCGGCGUCUGAACGGAUCCACGGCGUCGACCGAGCUGUCGCUCUCGCCGCCGCCGGGGCAGCAGGAGGUGGCUGCUGGGGACGUCCUUCCGUGGCGGUUCCGGCCGCCAGCGGCGACGAAUAGUUACUCUUCCUCCACCGAGGAGGCAGCAACGUUCGUGCCGGUGACCGUGCCGCGGCUUUCGUUCGACGCCGCGGCGGAGGCGGCGCGGGCGAGGCCAAUCAACGGAGUGCCCGUCUACAGCAGCCCGCGGGUCGGCGCCGCCCAUCCUUUUCUAGGCGCCGGCAGCGGCGAGUACCGCCAGGGCCACCACCACCCGAAGGCCGCCGGGCUAUACAACAAUCCCUACCACCACUCCUCGUCGUGGCCCUCGUCCCUGCGCUCGACGACGACGUCCCCCGGCGCCGUGGCGCCGUCGGCGUCCGACCCCGCGCCCGCGGCUGCGUCGUACCUCUCGCCGUCCGCGUACCACCGGAUGCUGUCGAGCACCGGGCGGCUCCACCUCCAGGGCGUGCUCGCCGACACGUUCCGUGGCUACGGCGGCGGGCACCACCAGCACUUGGCCAGCCUGGCCGCGGCCCGCUACAUGCCGAGGCUCCCGGCUUCCCGGCGCGGCAUGCGUGCGCCGCGGAUGCGGUGGACGAGUAGCCUGCACGCGCGUUUCGUCCACGCUGUCGAGCUCCUCGGUGGCCACGAGCGGGCGACGCCCAAGUCGGUGCUCGAGCUGAUGGACGUCAAGGAUCUGACGCUAGCGCAUGUGAAGAGCCAUUUGCAGAUGUAUAGGACCGUGAAGAGCACUGACAAGCCUGCAACCUCAUCAGGGCCUGUGGACGGCGGUGGCGGCUCCGGCGACGAUGACCUCCCGAGUAGUGCGCUGUGGGCUCCGUCGUCGUCAGCAGGUCGGGACGUCAGCCCGCAGGCGUUCACGGGACACCGGUCCGCCUCCUCGGAGGGCGCGGCGAGCCAUGCGGGCGGCGACGUCGAAUGCUCCUCAGCCGACGAUUCCGAUGGCGGCAGGGCGCGCAGUGCUUCGUCGUCAAGAGAUCAAUGGCUGUCACCAAGUGCAUGCAAUGCAGACACCCGCCAUUUAGUUGGCGUAUCAUCCACUUUUGAGGAUAUGGAGCCUUGUGGAUCAGUUGGCUUGCAACAGGCACCCAGCCAUGAAAUGAGCUGCCCUACUCCUAGCCUGGAGUUCACGCUAGGGCGAUCAAACUGGAAUGGUGCAGAACAUGACUAG